Gracilinanus agilis (Agile Gracile Mouse Opossum) is the source of this 1191-nucleotide messenger RNA. RefSeq names its product chromosome 1 C8orf76 homolog (gene C1H8orf76). Bases 1 to 1182 code for a protein of 393 amino acids. Gene Ontology annotation, molecular function: protein binding. Lineage: Eukaryota; Metazoa; Chordata; Mammalia; Didelphimorphia; Didelphidae. The record is from RefSeq and is a predicted model, not a curated record. The transcript is spliced from 6 exons.
AUGGAGUCCGAUUCCUUCUUUCCGGUGCUUGGUGGCGAGUUCGAGGAUUCGGUGUUUGAAGAGCGGGCGCGGCCGCGUGAGCCCGAACCCCCGCUGACCUAUAGCCCGAAGCGUUGCGAGCCCCAGUGGUUUUAUGAGGAAACAGAAAGCAAGGAUAUUGUUGAAAUACUUACCAUCAAGAAAUUUAGAGGGGACUUGGCAUACCGGCAACAAGAAUUUCAGAAAGCACUUCAGGAGUAUUCUAGCUGCUUUGAACUCUUGCCGCCUACCAACUUUGCCAUGAGAAGAGAUGUCCAAGAGGGGCAGGCUCGAUGUUUAACUCGCCUGGGCAGGCAUAUGGAGGCACUGGAGAUCGCUGAAAAACUGGGGAAUGGAGCCACUAACAGCGACCAUUUAACUACAGUACUCUACCUCCAGCUCACUAUUUAUUCAGGAUUGAAGAACAUUGAGAAAAUAAUACUGUGUCUGCAAAAACUGAUUUCUUUGCACCAUUUUAAUCCUUGGAAUUGGGCCAAGCUUGCAGAGGCUUACCUGAGUCUUGGACUAGCUCUCUCAGCUUCAUUUGCUUCAUCUCAGAAAGAGAACAGUUUUACCUCAAGUGACCAACAAUUCCAAGCUCCUUUCCCACCACCAAAAAGAGAUCCUUCUCUACAUUUUUCAAAAACCUUGAAUGGAAACUCCAGAUUUUAUAUGGGAACAAGUAGUAGCUGCAUCCAGCAAAGUGAAAACUGUCUGAGUGAUGUAGGGCCUGCAGCCCUAGAGACCCCCUUCCAUCCAGCAUUUCAUUCCUGGGCACCCACAGUAUGGGCAGGGACUCAAAUGAAAGCUUGUGCUUCUUUUGUCAGAGCCAGGCUUCUGCUUCAGCUCACUCAGCCUCAACAGACAUCUUUUGCUCUGGAGAAGAACUUCAAGGCUCAGGAGGAAAUCGAAGCUAGAAUAAAAGGAUUUGGCUUUGAAGAAGGAACUUUACUGCUGAUUUCUGAGGUUAUGAAAGAAGAUCUCAUUCCAGAAAAAAUAAAAGACGAAGUUCAUGCAGAGGUGAAAUGUGUAGGCUCUGAAGCCUUGACUGCACUGGUAAUUGCAUCUUCCAAAGAAUUUGAAGACAAAUGGUUCAGAAAGAUCAAAGACCAUUUAUAUCCCUUUGAAAAUCUGUUUCACACAGAGAUACACAUCUCGCCUUAGCAGCCCCAU